Messenger RNA from Rhopalosiphum maidis (corn leaf aphid), 1155 nucleotides. RefSeq lists its product as uncharacterized. The record is from RefSeq and is a predicted model, not a curated record. The coding region runs from base 1 to 1155 and encodes 384 amino acids. Lineage: Eukaryota; Metazoa; Arthropoda; Insecta; Hemiptera; Aphididae. The transcript is spliced from 3 exons.
AUGUAUUUAAACCAUUUGUUAUUAAUAAAUACAAUAUAUAUAAUCGUGGCCGCGUACAACGCAGCUCGUGCAAAAGCAUCGUCCAUGCUACGAACAUUUGAUACCGAUAUAUUGCAAAGAACCGUCAAAAACGCUAGACAUUUAAAGGAAAACGACGCCAUGGCCGGUCUGAUAAACGGUUCGGGCAUUAAUAAUAUACCAGAAUUGAACAUAAUCACAACAAACGCUGCCGUAAAUUUUGCAAACAAAUGCGAUAAAAAACCGAUAUUUUACGGAAUGUCCGGAACCGAUACCGAUUGCAAAAGAGCAUGCGCCAACGACACGGCGCACGUAGUAAAUGUCACAAACGACGAUUCUAUGUAUUUCGAAAACACUAAAUUGGAACCCGGUGUGUACUGUGCUAUUGGCCGCAGACCCGCGUGUAACGUAAAAACGACAUCUAUACUAAUGACGAUUAAUUCGGUAACAUGUCGGUCCAAAUACCCACGCUUGUUUGGCGGCGAAACGGGAAACGACGUGAUAGCUUGCAACGAUGUAUCGAUAAACGACCCGUUGAAUAUUUUAUGGGAUUAUAGAGACAAUGUCAGAGUGCGUGCCGAGACAAUAGAUAUGCACGAUACUGACGAAUUGCUGAAUAACGGAGCGUAUCGUUUCAGAUGUCGUUAUUUUGGUAAAGAUUCCAAUGGAAACAAUUUCAUAGAAAACCCGUACGAUAGAUUGCAUCCAAUGCGUAACUAUUGUUCCGAAUAUAUUUACGGAGCACACCCGUCGAUACGACCGGUCGUGGACGUAGAAGCCGGUACCAUGUAUUGCGAUUGCGGUGACCCAAACGUUACGCGCGUGCGCAACAUAAAUAUCGACGAUCGGUCUACACGGUGUUCCGAAGAAACGUACGAAUACAAAACACUGUAUCCAAAUCAAAAAAGUAUAAAAAUACCGUAUAAAUGUUUUACAAUAAAUUCUCCGAUAGAGGACGUUGGACGAUACAUGCCUUGCCCUCCGGACCAGUUCGUACGAAAUGGUAGCCGUAUGGCUAGCGUUAACGUUAUUUACAGUGAUUUGGAUUCGGUGCCCAUCGAACACCCGUAUUAUAAAGAUUUUAAUUUUAAGGAAACGAUGUUGGGUGACGCUAAAGGAAUACGAUUUAUAGACUAA